Molecule: messenger RNA, 968 nt
Organism: Prorocentrum cordatum
Lineage: Eukaryota; Dinophyceae; Prorocentrales; Prorocentraceae
Source: the annotation of a GenBank genome assembly
CGAGAAUCGUAUUUUUGGCUCUGUGGCUGGGCCAGGUCGCGGCGCGCCCGCGCGGGCGUGGAAGGGCCAGGGCCAUGCUCAAGAAGCGCAUCGGCUUCGUCGGUGGUGGCAUGAUGGCCGAGGCCAUGCUCGGGGGCCUGCUGAAGGCUGACCUGCCAGCCGACAACGUUCUGGUCAGCGAGCCUGACGCCAAACGCCGCAAGUACAUGGCGGACACGUACAAGGUGAGCGUGAGAGACUUCAACCACGAGGUGUGUGCCGCCUCGGACGUGGUGGUCAUGGCUGUCAAGCCCCAGGUGCUGGACACGGUGCUGGCGGACCUGCGUGACCGUGCGGCGCAGGACCCCAAGGUGGCCGACUGCCUCAUCAUCUCCAUCGUUGCAGGCAAGACACUGGCAAACUACGCGAAGUACCUCGGCAUCACCCGUGUGGCGCGCGUCAUGCCCAACACGCCGUCCCUGGUCGGCUGUGGAGCGUCGUGCUACGUGCUAAAUGACAAGUGCCCUCCAGAGGACGCGGCCACGGUGGAGGCCGUGAUGGGCUCUUGCGGCAUCGUGGAGCGAGUCAGCAACGAGGGGCUCUUGGACGCGGUCACCGGUCUUUCUGGCUCAGGGCCCGCCUACGCGUACCUGCUGAUCGAGGCGAUGUCCGACGGCGGGGUGCGCAUGGGCCUGCCGCGCGCGACGGCGACGCGGCUCGCGGCGCAGACGGUCAUGGGCGCUGGGAAGAUGGUCAUGGAGACCGGGAAGCACCCUGGAGAGCUGAAGGACGCCGUGACCUCCCCCGGGGGCACCACGAUCGCCGGCGUCCACGCCCUGGAGGCGGGCUGCUUCCGGGGGACCGCCAUCAACGCCGUGGAGGCGGCCGCGAAGCGGUCGCAGGACGGCCCCCCGCUUUCCCCCGUGCGGAGCCAGCUGCGCCCCUGGGGGUCGCUGAUCGUCGGAGGUCCCACGUUUUCCGCUUUUUAG